This is a messenger RNA of Pipistrellus kuhlii (Kuhl's pipistrelle), 5054 nucleotides long. RefSeq names its product SWI/SNF-related, matrix-associated actin-dependent regulator of chromatin, subfamily a, containing DEAD/H box 1 (gene SMARCAD1). Gene Ontology annotation, molecular function: chromatin binding; ubiquitin binding; ATP binding. The coding region runs from base 266 to 3313 and encodes 1015 amino acids. Lineage: Eukaryota; Metazoa; Chordata; Mammalia; Chiroptera; Vespertilionidae. The transcript has 24 exons. Gene Ontology annotation, cellular component: nucleus. The record is from RefSeq and is a predicted model, not a curated record.
CGCGUCAACUUCCGGGCGGGUGCCCGCCAGCGCGGCCUGCGCCGCUCCCCGCCGCCGGCCCCUUUGUGUCCCCGCGGAGCCGAGGCGCGGGCCCCGGCACGUCCUCUCCCCGGGCCGGCAGCGCCGUCGUGCAGGCGCCGCUCGCCGUGGGCGGGCGCGCGGCCCGCAGGGGGGUUGGCGGGGGACGUGCCCGCGCGUGCUGGGAUAAUUCAUUUUAAAUUCCCCAUCCCACAAGGUGGUGGUGGUGGUGGCUGCUGCUGCCAGGAUGAAUCUUUUCAACCUGGACCGUUUUCGUUUUGAAAAAAGGAAUAAGAUUGACGAAGCGCCCGAAGCAACCCCUCCACCCUCCCAGCCUGGCCCUUCUUCACCCAUUUCUCUCAGUGCCGAGGAGGAGAACGCUGAAGGGGAGGCUAGCAGGGCAGCCAGCCCUGACUCAGAUAUAACUGAAAAGACAGAAGAUUCUAGUGUUCCAGAAACUACAGUAAAUGAAAGAAAACCGAUAUCAGAUUUGAAGAAUCAAGGAGGAAUACAGUAUAUUGAUUUGUCUUCUGAUAGUGAAGAUACUGCUUCUCCAAACUGCUCCAAAGACACAGUAAUUAUAGUUUCUGAGCCAUCUGAAGAUGAAGAUUCCCAAGGCCUUUCUGCCAUGACAGGUAGAAAUAAUGCUAUUUCAGAAUUGGAAGACCUUUCAGAACUGGAAGAUAUUAAAGAUGCUAAACUUCAGACCUUGAAGGAACUCUUCCCACAAAGAAGUGACAAUGAUUUGCUUAAGUUGAUUGAAUCAACCAGCACAAUGGAUGGAGCAAUUGCUGCUGCCUUGCUGAUGUUUGGUGAUGCAGAAGGUGGUGGACCCAGGAAAAGAAAGUUGUCUUCUUCUUCAGACUCAAAUGAGGAAGAUGAAUGUAAUGGUAAUCAAACCAUAAAAAAGAAGAGAAUGGAUCAUGGAGAGGAAUCAAAUGAGUCUGCAGAAUCUAGAAGUAUUUGGGAAAAGCAGGAAAGUAUUGUAUUGAAAUUGCAAAAAGAAUUUCCCCAUUUGGGUAGAAAGGAACUAAGGGACGUACUCAAGGAACAUGAAUGGAUGUACACAGAAGCCUUAGAAUCUUUAAGAGUGUUUGCAGAUGAUCAAGAAUAUGCUUCACAAAGUGAGUUUCCAAAUGGAAAAGAAGUUUCUUCGAGAAGUCAAAAUUAUCCUAAAAGCAUAGCUAAAGCAAAACUUAAACAGAAAUAUGCCAUGAAAGCACAAAAUGGUUUUAAUAAGAAACGUAAAAAAAAUGUAUUCAAUCCGAAGAGAGUUACUGAAGACUCUGAAUAUGAUUCAGGUUCUGAUGCAGGUAGUUCACUAGAUGAGGACUAUAGUAGUGGUGAAGAAGUGAUGGAGGAUGGUUAUAAAGGUAAAAUUCUUCACUUCCUUCAAGAUGCUUCAAUUGCUGAACUUACUUUGAUUCCUCAGUGUUCUCAGAAAAAGGCUCAGAAGAUAAUAGAACUCCGGCCCUUUAAUAGUUGGGAAGCUCUGUUCACAAAGAUGUCCAAAACUAACGGCUUAUCAGAAGAUUUGAUAUGGCACUGUAAAACAUUGAUCCAAGAAAGAGAUGUAGUUAUAAGGCUUAUGAACAAAUGUGAAGACAUUUCAAAUAAAUUGACGAAACAAGUUACCAUGCUCACUGGAAAUGGAGGUGGAUGGAACACAGAACAACCCUCUAUUUUGAAUCAAAGUUUAUCACUCAAGCCCUAUCAGAAGGUUGGUUUGAAUUGGUUGGCAUUGGUACAUAAACAUGGACUCAAUGGCAUUUUGGCAGAUGAAAUGGGCCUAGGAAAAACUAUUCAAGCCAUUGCAUUUCUGGCAUACCUCUAUCAGGAGGGUAAUAAAGGUCCUCAUUUGAUCGUUGUUCCUGCGUCAACUAUAGAUAACUGGUUAAGGGAAGUUAAUUUAUGGUGCCCCACUUUGAAGGUGCUCUGUUACUAUGGUUCUCAAGAAGAACGUAAACAGAUAAGAUAUAACAUUCAUAGUAAAUAUGAAGAAUACAAUGUAAUUGUGACCACGUAUAAUUGUGCAAUCAGCAGUUCUGAUGACCGUAGUCUCUUUCGACGACUAAAACUUAAUUACGCAAUUUUUGAUGAGGGCCAUAUGCUGAAGAAUAUGGGCUCUAUUCGCUACCAGCACCUUAUGACCAUUAAUGCAAAUAACCGUUUGCUGCUCACAGGCACACCUGUACAGAAUAAUCUAUUAGAACUCAUGUCGCUGUUGAAUUUUGUUAUGCCACACAUGUUUAGUAGUAGCACAAGUGAAAUACGAAGGAUGUUUUCUUCUAAGACAAAACCAGCAGAUGAGCAAAGUAUAUAUGAAAAGGAGAGAAUAGCACACGCAAAACAGAUUAUAAAACCAUUUAUUCUCAGAAGAGUAAAAGAUGAGGUUCUCAAGCAGCUGCCCCCCAAGAAGGACCAGAUUGAGUUGUGUCCCAUGUCGGAGAAUCAGGAGCAACUCUACCUGGGUCUUUUCAGCAAAUUGAAAAAGUCUAUCAAUAACUUAGAAAAAAACACAGAAAUGUGCAAUGUCAUGAUGCAAUUGAGAAAAAUGGCCAAUCAUCCUUUAUUACAUCGCCAAUAUUACACAGCUGAAAAACUCAAGGAAAUGUCCCAGCUUAUGCUAAAGGAACCUACACAUUGUGAAGCUAACCCUGACCUGAUCUUUGAAGAUAUGGAAGUUAUGACAGACUUUGAAUUACAUGUACUUUGUAAACAGUAUCGGCACAUUAAUAACUUCCAGUUAGACAUGGACUUGAUUUUAGAUUCUGGAAAAUUCCGAGUUUUGGCACGCAUUUUGUCUGAACUAAAAGAGAAGGGUGAUAGAGUUGUAUUAUUUAGCCAAUUUACCAUGAUGCUGGAUAUUUUAGAGGCUCUUUUAAAACAUCAUCAACAUAGGUACCUCAGAUUAGAUGGAAAGACUCAGAUUUCUGAAAGGAUUCAUUUAAUUGAUGAGUAUAAUACCGAUAUGGAUAUCUUUGUAUUUCUGCUGUCAACAAAAGCUGGUGGCUUAGGAAUAAACCUGACUUCAGCAAAUGUUGUUAUACUUCACGAUAUUGACUGUAACCCUUAUAAUGAUAAACAAGCAGAAGAUAGAUGCCAUAGGGUAGGCCAGACAAAAGAAGUACUAGUUAUAAAAUUAAUAAGCCAAGGAACGAUUGAAGAGUCUAUGCUAAAAAUUAACCAACAGAAAUUGAAACUAGAGCAAGAUAUGACCACAGUAGAUGAAGGAGACGAAGGGAGCAUGCCAGCAGAUAUAGCCACAUUACUUAAAACGUCAAUGGGCCUAUGAAAUAAGAAUUGUGAAUUCCUGAUCGAUGAGGAAAUAUCAACUUGGUGCAUUCAAGGACAUUUACAUUAUGAUGACCAUGGGGUUUGUGAACAUUUGUAACUUUUUAUAAUUUCCAUAUUACAUUUCUCAUAGUAUGGACAACUUUUUUGCCACUAACUGAAUUCUCCCGAAGCUCACAUAUAAAGUUUCAAUAAAAGCCACAAAUAUGUAGUCGUAAAGAUGUUGAAUAAUCAUUUUACAAAACAGUUUUCUGAAUGGGGAUUAGUUGGUGAUUGUUUGUAACAAAUAUGCUAAUGCUUUAGAAAUGUCAGUAUUUUUGUAAUUAUUUCUACCUCCAAAUAUAUAUAUAUUGUCUUUCACUGGAUAAUGUGUGUAGAUUUUUACAUGUGCCUUAUUUGACAAUGCUUAUGUCUUGUUUUUGCUUGUCUUAUUUGAAGUUCUUUUUUUAUUACGUUAGGUUUAAAAAAUACAGCUGUAUAGAUUAUAUAGCUUUCAUUUUAUUGCUAUUUGAAGCAGAUGUUCACCACUGUCAACAAGAACUCAACCUGAAUUUAAAGGUGGCAUUCCAUAUACUGACACCCCAGGUCCUCCCAACUACUUCUGUUAAAACAAAUACAUUUGGCUAGGCACUAAGUUGUUUUCCAGUGAAUAGUAUCUAAAGAAGCCCUUACCUUGCUCCAUGGAAUAAUUAAUUCCUUCUGUUCAUUUCCCAACUGCGUUAAUUGUGCAUAUAUUACUCUGCCCAUUCCUGUGCAUGUUUUCAUUGAUUUCCCUCUCCUGGCUUUUGCUUCUCUUGAAACUGUUGCCCAGUCAUUUCUGCUCCAGUUCUUUUUACUCUCUAAAUAGUAGUUAUUCUGCCAUAUCUCCACACAUCAGCAAAAUGUUGGUGACAUUUUUUUCUAGCCUGGCAGAACAGAUUAACAGGCUAUCUCACUUAAAAGCAGACUGAAUAUGACUUCAUGUUAAGGAAGCAUUAGUACUGCAUGGAAAUAGGUCAUUACCUUUACCUUCUUAUAAAGUAUGAUUUACCAGGUUCCAGAAAUUCCAGUACAGGACCUCCUGAAGAGAGCCAUUUUUCAAUUCCAAUUCAGUGUGGGUGACAAAGUGAAACUUAGAAGUAAAGUUGUCUACUUGAUAUUUAACUCUUUAUUAAGUCUUUCUUUAAAAUUUUGCCUGUCAGUCUAUAUUGCUGUUUUUAUUACACAUAAAUUUUUUUUGUAUAACUUGUGAGUUUCAUGUGUUUUGUUUUUAUUAUGUAAAUACCAUUAUAAAUAAAGUUAUUUAUAAAUCAAAGAUUUGUUAAUUGGAGAUUAUACUUUACAGGCAUCCUGACUUGCUAAGAUGCUAGGGUAAUACAGUCCUCUGUAGUUAGAAGGCUAAUGAAACUCUGAUAGUGAUUUUUCAGAUAUUGUGGACUCUGAAAACUCAUGGCUCAAAGUUUUGAUGGUAUAUUAAAGAUAUUCCGUUUAUUUUAGUAUGGGGACUAAAAGGAAUCGGAAAAUAUUACUGUCUCCUCCUGCGUCACAGUACCCAAAUUACUUUGUCAAUUUUUUAAGAAUAUUACCUUUUAAAAUAUUACAAUAGAUUUCUCAUAACUUUUUUGUAUUAAUGUAUCUUCAUUAAGAGGCUAUUUCUUUUGUUGUUAAAACCAUAUUUUUAUCUUCAAUGAAAUGUAGUAGUUGGGUUCUCCCUGUAAUGCUUUAUUAUGUCUGGGGCUUAAUAAAAAUAUUUGUGAUCUUAA